AUGAUGUCUUUUGCGCAGGUUGCGAAGCGCGGGGUCGUUGGCGGACUGCGGCAGCAGGUGUUGGCCAAGCGAGCCUUCCACCCCUCACCCCGUUCUUCCGCACUGAGCAAAUUCGCCAUGCCCGCCAUGUCGCCCACGAUGACGGAGGGUGGAAUCGCUAGUUGGAAAAAGCAGGAGGGGGACUCGUUUACGGCCGGUGAUGUGUUGGUGGAGAUUGAGACGGAUAAGGCGACGAUUGAUGUAGAGGCGCAGGACGAUGGGGUCUUGGUCAAGAUUAUCUCCAACGACGGCGCCAAGUCCAUUCAAGUCGGAACCCCCAUCGCCAUCCUCGGUGAAGAAGGGGACGACGCCUCAGGUGCCGACGCACUCAUCGCUGAAGGCGCCGACGCCGCCUCCGCCCCUCCACCCAAGAAGGGCGAGGAGUCAUCCUCCGCCUCCUCGUCUUCCUCUUCCGGCACCGCCUCGGGAGGAACCGACUCCACACCGACCUCGGCCGAGCCCAAGUCCGAGACCGGCUCGGGAUCGUCCAAAUCGACCGCUGCGUCCCAAAAGGACGCGUCGCAGGCUGGCGGCGCGCCGGCGUUGGCCACGCCAGCGGACGAGACCAAGUAUGGGUCUGGGAAUGCCGGGACGGGCGCGCAAAAGGCGCCAGAGCUCGGUGGGGAUAAGCCGAAAUUCUUUGCGAGUCCGCUGGCGAGGAAGAUUGCGCUCGAGAAGGGGGUGCCGUUGGGGAGUGUCAAGGGGACUGGGCCAGAGGGGCGGAUCACCAAGGACGACGUGCAGAAGUACUCCGGCGGUUCCGCAUCCGGAACAACGACCUCCGCAAAUGCCACCACCCCCACCUCUGGCAAGUCGGCCACUCCGGGCCAGGCCGCACCGGUUGCGCCCGCCGAGUACACCGAUAUCCCCACGACGAGCAUGAGGAAGACGAUCGGGAAGCGGUUGACGGAGAGCAAGCAGCAGUUGCCGCAUUACUACUUGACGGUCGAGGUGAACAUGGACCGCGUGAUGAAGCUCAGGCAGAUGUUCAAUAAGGCCGGAGAAGGCAAGACGAAGUUGUCGGUCAAUGACUUCAUCGUCAAGGCCGCUGCUCUUGCCCUUGCUGAGGUGCCCGAGGCGAACUCUGCUUGGCUCGGCGAUGUCAUCCGACAGUACAAGCGCGCCGACAUCUGCGUGGCCGUCGCCACCCCCAAUGGCCUCAUCACCCCCAUCAUCAAAGACUGCGGCGCCAAGGGUCUCGCGGCCAUCUCGGCCGAAACAAAGGCGCUCGCCGGCCGCGCACGCGAAUCCAAGCUCAAACCCGAAGAAUACCAGGGCGGAACAUUCACCAUCUCCAACUUGGGCAUGUUUGGCAUUAACGAUUUCACGGCCAUCAUCAACCCGCCCCAGUCGUGUAUUCUGGCGAUUGGCGCGACCAAGACGCAGAUGGAGGUGGAUGCGUCCGAGGAGAAGGGGUGGAAGGCGGUGCAGGUGAUGAGGGCGACGUUGAGCUCGGAUCAUAGGACGGUAGAUGGGGCGGUGGGGGCGCGGUGGUUGAAGGCUUUCAAGGAGUAUUUGGAGCAGCCGUUGACUUUUAUGCUUUAG
Molecule: messenger RNA, 1584 nt
Organism: Dioszegia hungarica
Lineage: Eukaryota; Fungi; Basidiomycota; Tremellomycetes; Tremellales; Bulleribasidiaceae
Product: CND02450-like protein
Exons: 7
Coding region: 1-1584 (527 amino acids)
Biological process (GO): pyruvate decarboxylation to acetyl-CoA
Cellular component (GO): pyruvate dehydrogenase complex
Molecular function (GO): dihydrolipoyllysine-residue acetyltransferase activity
Source: RefSeq, a predicted model, not a curated record